AUGGCUUCUAUCGUAUCUGAUACACCGGACUCGCGGAGCAUGGAUGAUAAUCGAAGAUGGAGUCUGCAGCCUUUGAUUCGCAAGGCUGAACGCUCUCAUAGCAAGAUGCCGGGAAUUAGAAAAAUCCCGCUCCGAGCCAUUGGGAUUAUUUCCUUCAUUGCGUUGCUGAACAUCAUCGUCUGGGUCGCGGCUGGUAUUGUGCUGAGCUACCAUCCAUCCCUGGUCUCGACGGCUGCUCUGGCCUAUUCGCUUGGAUUGAGACAUGCCUUUGAUGCUGAUCAUAUCUCGGCUAUCGAUCUUAUGACGAGAAGACUUCUGGCGACGGGGCAAAAGCCCGUCACAGUAGGCACGUUCUUCUCCUUGGGUCAUUCGACAAUUGUGAUCAUCACGUCUAUCGUUGUGGCGGCAACAGCGGCAGCCGUAUCCUCGCGCUUUGAUAAGUUCAGCACGAUCGGUGGAAUCAUCGGAAGUAGUGUCAGUGCCGCAUUCCUGAUUCUGCUUGGAAUCAUGAACGCGUACAUUCUGUACAAAUUAAUCAAGCAGAUGCAGAAGGUAUUCAAUCUUCCCGAGGGUGCGGAAGAUGAAGCGUGGAAGAUUGAGGGUGGUGGCAUCUUGUUCUCCGUCUUGAAGAAGAUGUUCAAAUUGAUUGAUCGACCAUGGAAAAUGUACCCGCUCGGUAUCUUGUUCGGUCUCGGCUUUGAUACCUCCUCGGAGAUUGCCCUCCUCGGAAUCUCGUCUAUCGAGGCAGCGAAAGGCACUUCAUUUUGGGUCAUUCUUAUUCUUCCCGCUUUAUUCACUGCUGGAAUGUGUCUUCUUGAUACAAUUGACGGAGCUCUGAUGUUCUCCCUCUACAUUCAACCAGCAGCCAACUUCCUUCCAUCAAAGCCAGAUGCAGAGACGGCUUCCAUUGCCAGUGACCCCGAUGAGCUCCCCCAGUCACACAACAAUCACCGUGACCCAGUAGCUUUCCUGUACUACUCGAUCGUGCUCACGACAUUGACCGUCAUCGUCGCAAUCGUCAUCGGUGUCAUCCAGCUUCUCACUCUCGUUCUCAACGUCACAGACGCCGAGGGUAAGUUCUGGGAUGGCGUCCAGGUCGCCGGUGACUACUAUGACGCUAUUGGUGGUGGUAUCUGUGGCUGCUUCAUCGUCUUCGGUGGGCUCAGUGUUCUGGUCUACAAGCCUUGGCGCAGGUGGAUGGACCAGAAGCAUGGAAAGAACGCCGUUCGGGAUGAGGGAUACCGUGAUGACGAUAACAUCGCGGAAGGUGGCAUCAUCAUCCACUCAGGCGGUCAAUAUGGUGCCACUGCUGGGGUUGAUAGGAAGGGUGAUUCUGCUCGCGUGAAUGUGCAAGAGAGUCGAGAGCCGACUCUUGAAGAGCACAUUGUUUAA
Penicillium olsonii is the source of this 1392-nucleotide messenger RNA. The record is from the annotation of a GenBank genome assembly. NCBI's taxonomy places the organism in Eukaryota, Fungi, Ascomycota, Eurotiomycetes, Eurotiales, Aspergillaceae.